This is a messenger RNA of Ceutorhynchus assimilis (cabbage seed weevil), 2229 nucleotides long. The record is from the annotation of a GenBank genome assembly. NCBI's taxonomy places the organism in Eukaryota, Metazoa, Arthropoda, Insecta, Coleoptera, Curculionidae.
AUGGCUGCUCAAAUCAAUACCCAGAAAAAGAAAGUGGGCCAAAACAUUAAAGUUGUUGUGAGAGUCAGACCCUUCAACGAAAAAGAAUCCCGAGGCCGGUCCAGAAUGGCAGUUAACUGCAUAUCGCCCAGAGAAAUCCAGACAAAAGAUAAAAAAUACUGCUUCGACAGGGUUUUCCAACCCGAUUGCAACCAGCUGGACAUUUACUCGUACGUCGUCGAGCCGAUGAUCAACGACGUACUCGCCGGAUACAAUUGCACCGUUUUCGCUUAUGGACCAACUGGUACAGGAAAAACGCAUACCAUGACUGGAGGUGAUCCUAGUUCCCUGUCUUCACUGGAUUGGAGACGAAACGAAAAAGCCGGUUGUAUUCCCAGAGUGGCCGCCAACAUAUUCGACGAAAUCGCUUCGAGGAAAGUAAAUGAUUACAACGUUCGUGUAUCAUUUCUGGAGCUUUAUAAUGAAGAAGUACGAGAUUUAUUGAAUCCAGACGAGCGCCAGCCACCAUUAAACAUCUUCAAUGACAACAAGGGCGCCGUCUUCAUACAAAACCUAAAUGAAAAAAACGUCUUCAACAGCAAUGACAUAUACGAACUACUGAAACAAGGCACACUAAGAUUAGAUCUGGCCGGCAGUGAAAAUAUCGCGAAAAGCGGCGCCAAAGAUAAAAGGGCUCUGGAACUGGCCAACAUUAAUCGGUCGCUGUUGAUAUUGGGACGCGUGGUACAAAGUUUGACAGAAAAAAGCAAUAGGCACGUUCCUUAUCGGGAUUCGAAGCUAACGAGAAUUUUGCAGGACAGUUUAGGAGGCCACACCAAAACCUGCAUCAUCGCCACCGUGUCUCCAGCUGACAGCUCCUACGAAGUAACCCAGUGUACUCUAGAAUAUGCAAUGAGGGCUAGGGACGUCAAAAACACUCCGAUGGUCAACGAAAAAGUAACACAAGUCCAAAUGUUCAAACAACUGACAACGGAAAUUGAAGAACUAAAACGCAAAUUAGAAGCCACUCGACUUGGCGAAGGCGGAGGCGGAGGCUUUUUCGUGGCGCAACAACACUGGGACGAAAUACAAAAUCAGCUUCACGUCAACUCAAAUUCGUUAACAAUGAAAAACGAAAUUAUGGACGGCAUGAAAAAGCGCCUGGCCGAUCUCGAAGUGAUACAAAAAAUUAAAACGCGCGACUACGAGGAAGCGAUGAAAAAUUGCAAAAACAAAGAGAAAAUCAUCCACAAAGCGACGGCGCUUCUCAAAGAACACCGUGAAAAUUUGCAACAGGAAAAGUAUUUGUCCAAAAAUUAUUUCCAAUCGGUGCAAGACGAAAACACCCAGGCGAAAUGUUUGCUGCAGGCCACCAAUACAUUGAUUGACAGUCACAACAUGCUGCAGUUCAAACUCGAAACCCAAUAUUUCAAUAGUCUCUCCAACAACCGUUUAAUACAGGAAAAGUGUCGCAGUUUGCAAGAAACUAUUGUUAGCGGUCGGGAGCAAUUGGACAAGAUGUCGUUAACGUCACAGUCUGCCGUGACCAAUCAAAUGGCUGUUUUGGAAGAAAGUGCGCGGGCGUGUCACCAGGAAAUGGAGCGUUGCGCUGCUUGGAAAAAGGAAAUCGAGGAUGUGGCUAAUAAUAAGAACGGAGUGAGUGAGGUUAUAGAGGAAAGACGGAGUUGUUUUCAGAAAUACACGACAAGACAUGCGGAGCAGCUGAACAAAGUGAGAUCGCGUUUCAGGGACAUGUUAUACAAGCAAAUACAACACAAAAGGCAACAAAUCAAAUUAUUGGAACAAGAAGUCGAAGAAAUGGUAGAAACGUUGGAAACAAUCGACAGAGAAACCAACAACUUUAUUAUCGAGGAGGAAGAAGAUAAAAAUAUGUUGAUCAACCAAAAAAUCGACACGGAAACGGCCGAUUUGAACCUCAACCAAACUCAUAUUAAUACUAUGAAACAAAUGAUCGCCUCAACAGAAAAAUCUCUAAAAAUGCACAUUUCUGAGCAAAAAUCACCAUUAGAAACGACUGAGAAAAUAGGAAAAGAUUUAUUGGAUGCGUGGAAUCAGGCGAUUCGAGCCGACGAUACUCCGAAUAAAAUCAGCGUCAAUUAUCCGAAACAGGUGGGCGAUGGAGCUUUGCCCAGGGAUGUGCUUAUUAAAAAGUUUAAAGAGGAAUUUGAUGAAGAUAUUAGUAAUGAGUCUUUCCAUUUUAACGUGUCAACAAAUACUGAGGUGAGUUAG